Molecule: messenger RNA, 1137 nt
Organism: Prionailurus viverrinus (fishing cat)
Lineage: Eukaryota; Metazoa; Chordata; Mammalia; Carnivora; Felidae
Gene: PHOSPHO2
Product: phosphatase, orphan 2
Exons: 4
Coding region: 401-1126 (241 amino acids)
Molecular function (GO): phosphatase activity
Source: RefSeq, a predicted model, not a curated record
GUGAACGCACUGCAGUCCGCCUGGGGGCUAGCGAACCCCGGAUGCGCCUGCGCAGGAAGUCGAGGCUCAGCGUGCGGGUGGGGUGCCCCUCGCGGGCAGGCACAGGAACCAGGUCGGAGGGCAGAGUCCGCGGAAGCGGCUCGGAGGCCAGGACGGCUGCCGACGUCUGGGUUGGCGAGGAGCUCUGGGGACCCGGCCCGGCCGGGUGCUCCCAGCCUCAUCCAACGCGAUCCUCACAGGAGAUGACCCCCAACGAGGUGCCUGCACCUACGUUCGGGGCGGGCCGGCAGGUUUUCUAUCAGAGGUACCACCAUAAUAAUGCUGUUUAAUUCUGAGUGCUCAAAGAAGCAUCCCCACAGAAACACAAUAAUACUGAUAACCCAAAUUUGCUUUGGGAACCAUGAAAAUUUUGCUCGUUUUUGACUUUGACAAUACAAUCAUAGAUGAUAAUAGUGACACCUGGAUUGUACAGUGUGCUCCAGAGAAAAAGCUUCCUAUUGAACUACAAGAUUCUUAUGAAAAAGGAUUUUGGACAGAAUUCAUGGGCAGAGUCUUUAAGUAUUUGGGAGAUGAAGGUGUAAGAGAAGAUGAAAUGAAAAGAGCAGUGACAUCAAUGCCGUUCACUCUGGGGAUGGUGGAACUUUUGAACUUUAUAAGGAAGAACAAGGAUAAAUUUGACUGCAUCAUUAUUUCAGAUUCCAAUUCAGUCUUCAUAGAUUGGGUUUUAGAAGCUGCCGGUUUUCAUGAUGUAUUUGAUAAAGUGUUUACAAAUCCAGCAGCUUUUGAUAGCAAUGGUCAUCUCACUGUGGAAAAUUACCAUGCUCAUUCUUGCAGUAGGUGCCCAAAAAAUCUUUGCAAAAACGUAGUUUUGGUAGAAUUUAUAGAUAAACAGUCACAGCAGGGAGUGAAUUAUACACGAAUUGUUUAUAUAGGUGAUGGUGGAAAUGAUGUCUGUCCAGUAACUUUUUUAAAGAAGAGUGAUGUUGCCAUGCCUCGGAAAGGAUAUACUUUACAGAAAACUCUUUCCAGGAUGUCUCAAAAUCUUGAACCCAUGGAAUCUUCUGUUGUAGUUUGGUCUUCAGGUGUUGAAAUAAUUUCUCACUUACAAUUUCUAAUAAAGGAGUAAUAUGCCAACAA